AGAUAGUUUCAAGGAUUCAAGAAUUUAAGUGAAAACUCAAAAUCGAAGGGAACCGCGAGCCGCAACUGACGUGGAUAAAACAAUCCAACCACAUAAGAAUUUUUUAAAUUUACAAAUAAGAAAAAUCGAAUUAACAAAAUAUGGAUUUUGUAACGCUCUUUGACGAUUUUCAGCGGAUGAAUAAGCGGCAGUUUUUCUAUCAAGUCUUGAGCUUUGGUAUGAUAGUUUCCUCAGCUUUGAUGAUAUGGAAAGGCCUUAUGGUAGUUACAGGAAGUGAGAGUCCUAUUGUAGUAGUCCUUUCAGGUAGUAUGGAACCUGCAUUUCAUAGAGGUGAUUUAUUAUUCCUUACCAACUACCCUGAAGAGCCAGUAAGAGUUGGUGAAAUUGUAGUAUUCAAAGUGGAAGGGAGAGAUAUACCAAUUGUUCACAGAGUGUUAAAACUUCAUGAAAAGGACAAUGACACAGUGAAAUUCCUUACUAAAGGUGAUAACAAUAGUGUAGAUGACAGAGGUCUUUAUGCACCUGGACAGUUAUGGCUAACAAAAAAAGACAUUGUUGGAAGAGCUAGAGGAUUUUUGCCAUAUGUUGGUAUAGUUACAAUUUUAAUGAAUGAAUAUCCCCAGCUCAAGUAUGCUGUACUGUCCAUUCUAGGAAUAUAUGUCCUUCUUCACAGAGAAUAAAUGGAAAGCAAGAUCCGCACUGGUUAUUUUUUACUUUAGAUAUAAAUAAGCACAUCUCCAUGAACUAUUUAAUUUAUGAAAAUGAUUUUGUAUGUGUAAAUAUAAGUAAAUAUUCUGGGUUUUUAAUUAAAUGUGUUAAGAAAGUA
Messenger RNA from Anthonomus grandis grandis, 826 nucleotides. It is a transcript of the gene twr, whose product is annotated as signal peptidase complex catalytic subunit SEC11A. Gene Ontology annotation, molecular function: serine-type endopeptidase activity. The transcript is spliced from 5 exons. Gene Ontology annotation, cellular component: signal peptidase complex; membrane. Bases 141 to 680 code for a protein of 179 amino acids. NCBI's taxonomy places the organism in Eukaryota, Metazoa, Arthropoda, Insecta, Coleoptera, Curculionidae. The record is from RefSeq and is a predicted model, not a curated record.